CGAAGGUGGAGCUGGGCCAGGCUUAUGAUGGCACGUCCCGAGGAGCAGAAGUCUCAUGUUGGAGCAAAGUCACGAUCUCAUCAGUAUCGAGAGGUUUUUAAGCCAAUGAUGGAGAGGAAGAGGCGGUCACGCAUCAAUCGCUGCCUGGACUUUAUUAAGGACCUGCUUCAGGAGGUGUCGCAUCUGGACGGCGAGACCAUGGCCAAAAUGGAUAUGGGAGAUGUCCUGGAAUUGGCAGUUCACCACCUGAGCAAGAAAAACUGUCCGGUGGCCACGCCCACCACAGCGCCUACAUCCGGAGUAUAUCAGAGCCCAAUUGAUUGCUAUUGGAGUGGCUUUCGAGAAUGCGUCCUGGAAGUGUCCCAAUUUCUGCAACACAACGGCUAUCAGCCGAGUUUCGAAUUUGCGAAAGAAUUGGAUCAUCUUGUGGCCUCCACAUCCAAAUCCAAGCCAAAUCUCUGGAGGCCCUGGUAGUCGUCAUGGGAAAUAUCCACUUAAGUUCCUCAACUCACAAUUUUUAAAUAGGAUAAUUAUAAACUAUUUAGACCCAAGUCCACUAAAGACAGUUUUACAAUAGAGGCAUGAAAUAAAACUGCACAUUCGUUUUUUGCUUU
Messenger RNA from Drosophila melanogaster (fruit fly), 614 nucleotides. It is a transcript of the gene Hesr, whose product is annotated as HES-related. Gene Ontology annotation, cellular component: nucleus. The transcript has 2 exons. The coding region runs from base 25 to 474 and encodes 149 amino acids. Gene Ontology annotation, biological process: regulation of DNA-templated transcription; DNA-templated transcription. Gene Ontology annotation, molecular function: protein dimerization activity; DNA binding. NCBI's taxonomy places the organism in Eukaryota, Metazoa, Arthropoda, Insecta, Diptera, Drosophilidae. The record is from RefSeq and is marked reviewed.